AUGGAGAGCGCCGGGGCCCGCCGCGCCUCUGGAGGAAGCCGCGAUCCUGACGUUGUUUGCGAAAAGCACUUGUUUAAAGGCAAGCUGCCGGAGCCCUUCUUUCAGCUGGCGUGCAGGCACCACCGCUGUGCUUUCCCUGUGAGUUGCAAUGAGUUGUGCGUCUGGAACACAGCCACUGCUCAGCCAUUAUAUUUGUCAGGGCAUCAUUACUCAAUUUCUGCAUUGUCAUUUGGAAAUAAAAUCGAUCCGCUUCUUGUCUGCUCUGCCUCUCAUGAUCGCGUGAUAGUGUGGAAUCUUGAUGAAUGUACACAGAAAGUGCAAGAAGGGUUUACACCUCAAGGAAUUGUUAUUGGAACUCUUUUGGGAAUGGUGCUUCAUAUAAGAUUUAGUCCAGAUGAUCAACAAGUGGCAGUAUGUGCUGGAAAUCUGAUCUACGUGUUAAGUGCAAAGAAGGAAGCUAUAUUAGCUGAAUUGGAUGGACACCUGGCUCCAGUGACUGCUGCUGAGUUUUGCACAUGGGAGAAAAAUAUGCUUAUAUCAGUGUCAGAAGACAGGACCUUUAAGGUGUGGGAGUAUUCCACCAGCCAGUUAAUAUAUCAGUCAGGAAUAAUAACAGCAUUUCCUUUGCUAAGUCUGCUAAUUGAUGAAGAAAACAAACAGAUUAUCACUGGAUGUGCUGAGGGACAGCUUUGGAUCUUCAGUUUAAUCAGUGAUCAUAAUUACCGUUCCAUAGCACAUAUCGACUUAAAGAAAGAGCAAGAGAAAUUCUGUAAUAAAGUGUGGAAAUCUGGCAAAGAAAUAGGUGAAGGACAAAAUAAUUCCAGGCUUUUCAAAACAGACAGCAUGAGACCAGCAGGAUCAGUGGAAACAUCAUUGCCUAUCCUCUUAAUUGAGCACUGUGACUUUUUUGUUUGUUUCCAUAAUGAAGAAAACACAUAUUUUUCCCAGAAGACUAGCUAUUUUUGGAUAGGAACCUCUACUGGCUUGUUAAUAAUUAAUUUGGCAAACUUUGAAUUAGAAGCUUUUUUAUCUUACAGAGAUUACAGUGAUCUCAGCAUUCGGUUUGCCAGAUCAUGUGCAUUAACAAGGAAGGCAGCUAACGGAAAGGUUUUAUGCUUGAUCACCUCAAUGUUUGAAGAUAUGAUUGCUGUGUUGGAAGUUAACCUUGCUGCGUUGGUGAGAACUCAGCACAGUGAUUUUCUCCCAUGUGGAAAUGAGAAAAGUCUAUCAGUUAUUGCCAGGUGUGCUUUAUUGGCAAAUUCUCCAUUGUGUAAAGGUUUAAAGAAGAAUGUGAAAGAACCUUCUAGUAAAACACUUGGAGUUAAGAACACAGUGAAAGAUAAACCACUGGUUUUUCAUACUAAAAUUAAAUCAUCAGGAUAUACAGCAGCACCACGAAUGACCAUGUUUUCUCCAAAUACUAAUCUGAAAAAGCAAGAGGUAUCAAAGUGGAAGGCCAGUUGUAAAUGUAAAAAUAAGGAAUAUCCAUUGGAAAGCUGCCCUCCAAUCAAAUAUGAGAAAGAGACAUCUGUUACGUGUAAACCGACCCCAAUUUUCUGUGUUCAAUAUUCUGGAGAUGGAGAGCUGCUGGCUUGUGGCCAGGCUGACAAAACUGUGCUGGUAUUCAAUUCAAAUCUCACUCAUGUGCAUAAUGUUUUUUCAGGUCAUGAUGGUGCAGUUAACUCUGUUGGCUGGAGUCAUGACAGGAAGUGGUUAGCUUCUUCAUCAGAAGACAGAACUUUAAGGGUCUGGUCAGUCUCCAGUAAGGAACCUGCCCUAAUUCUGGGUAAAGAGAAGUUCCAUAAGACUGUACGCUUUGCACAGUUUUAUUUUAUGGAUACAUUUAUAUUGCUGUGUUGUGGAGCUGAAUUUCAUCUCUUAAGUUUCCAUCUAGACACAACCAAGGAUGACCUAAAACGGUACAAACAGAGGAGUGUUUGCAAAUUGGUACAGAAAUUUCCCAUGACUUCAACAAUGGAGAUUACCAGCCUUUCAGCAGUAAAUGAAUUCUAUUCUUAUAUUGUACUUACAGCUGGCAGCAACCGAGCAUUGGAAGUUUUUGACCUCAAUGCAGGCUGCAGCACAGCAGUGAUACAGGAAGCUCAUGUUAGAUCAGUCCAUCAGAUCUGCCAAAAUAAGGGAUCGUCCUUCAGCACUCAGCAACCUGAAGCUUACAACCUUUUCCUGACCACAGCUGCAGGUGACGGCAUCAAACUGUGGGAUUUAAGAACACUGAGGUGUGAACGUCGUUUUGAAGGGCACAGUAGCUGCUCCUAUCCAUGUGGAAUUGCAGUGUCUCCGUGUGGGCGCUUUAUAGCCAGUGGAUCAGAUGACAAAUAUGCUUACAUAUAUGAAAUGCAUUCAAGCACGUUUUUAAGUAAACUGGGGAGACACACAGAAUCUGUAAUCAAUGCCAGUUUCAAUCCCUCAUCUCCACAGUCCACAUCAUAA
Cinclus cinclus is the source of this 2451-nucleotide messenger RNA. It is a transcript of the gene WDR27, whose product is annotated as WD repeat domain 27. The record is from RefSeq and is a predicted model, not a curated record. NCBI's taxonomy places the organism in Eukaryota, Metazoa, Chordata, Aves, Passeriformes, Cinclidae. Gene Ontology annotation, molecular function: protein binding. Bases 1 to 2451 code for a protein of 816 amino acids. The transcript is spliced from 24 exons.